AUGACUCAUGUGCGAAGAGUAUCAGAUUCCACAAAGGCCCGUGGAGGAGAUGAAUUGUGCGACUUUCAAAACGUUCAUCAUAUUCCACAUUUUGAUAUUAUUUCUCGGAGUGCCCACGGUACCGAUAGCCAAGCGCGGGCUCAGAAUAACCAUACCCCCUGGAUCGAAGCCGAGGAAUUCUUCAAUACGAAACGGCCCGGAAAAAUGAUGAUAUCAGUCGCCGUAACGGUGACUACACGAAACGGAUAUCAAGACUACGGUCGCAUGUAUUCACUAAACGGGAAGUGA
Molecule: messenger RNA, 288 nt
Organism: Botrytis deweyae
Lineage: Eukaryota; Fungi; Ascomycota; Leotiomycetes; Helotiales; Sclerotiniaceae
Exons: 3
Coding region: 1-288 (95 amino acids)
Source: RefSeq, a predicted model, not a curated record